AUGGCGCAAAACUUUUAUCUACUCUGUUCUCUCUUGAUGGGCUUGGGCAUGACGAUGGCAAGCUACAUUCCACAUGGCCACAGCGUUGGAUACAGCGUGCAAACGCAUCACGAGGUGCCAACCAAGUGGCACAGUGGAUCAGUGGACCAUGCUUGGAAUCCAGCUCAGCUGGAGAAGCAGUGGGCGCCACAGCAGCACUGGGCUCCGCAGCAGCAUUGGGCGCCACAUCACGAGGAGCCCACCCAUCACCCUAAAUAUCAGUUCGACUAUGGCGUCAAGGACACUAAAACGGGCGACAUCAAGCAGCAGUGGGAGUCCCGCGAUGGCGAUAAGGUGAAGGGAGGCUAUACCAUGAAAGAGGCCGAUGGACGCACGCGCGUGGUUGAAUACACCGCCGAUGCUCACAAUGGCUUCAAUGCGGUGGUCAAGCACAUCGGGCAUGCUUACCACCAGGAGCACCAGGGGAGCCAGCAUUUCAAUUACGGACAUGGCCACGGACACGGCCAUGCCAGCAGCUAUGUGGAGGUGAAGCAGGAUACUGGAGACAAGAAAUGGUGGUAA
Molecule: messenger RNA, 561 nt
Organism: Scaptodrosophila lebanonensis
Lineage: Eukaryota; Metazoa; Arthropoda; Insecta; Diptera; Drosophilidae
Gene: Cpr76Ba
Exons: 1
Coding region: 1-561 (186 amino acids)
Cellular component (GO): extracellular matrix
Source: RefSeq, a predicted model, not a curated record